CCAUCGAGAUACCCUCACAAAUCUCUAUCUUAGCCGGCAGACCAAUUUCCACUCGGACAGAUAUUUAGAACAUAGGAAACCGGAAAUAUAUAAAGGGAUUCAUUCAUAGCUAGUUCAACAUGGCAGCGACUCUAGACAUCAUCGAUCAUUCCCCUCACCAUCCCGACCCCUCGCCUCCCAUUCCGACCGCCUCGAAUCUGGUCCUCAUAGAUAAUUAUGACUCUUUCACCUGGAAUGUAUACCAAUAUCUUGUCCUCGAAGGUGCCACCGUCACCGUAUACCGGAACGAUCGGAUCACCCUCGAUGAGUUGAUCGCAAAGAAGCCUACCCAACUCGUCGUUAGUCCGGGUCCCGGGCAUCCCAUCAGUGACUCAGGCAUAAGUCGAGACGCUAUUAGACACUUCGCAGGCAAAAUCCCUAUAUUUGGUGUUUGUAUGGGCCAGCAAUGCAUCUUCGACGUCUACGGAGGCGAUGUCAGUUCUGCCGGGGAGAUCCUCCAUGGCAAGACGUCACCAUUGGCCCACGAUUCCAAGGGUGUCUAUGCUGGCAUGGCUCAAGGUCUUCCGGUCACUAGAUACCACUCGCUUGCGGGUACACAUGUUACUCUUCCCGAAAGACUCGAGGUUACCUCCUGGAUACCCAAAGACGAUGGCUCGAAAGGCGUUAUAAUGGGCAUACGUCACAAAGAAUAUACCAUAGAAGGUGUCCAAUUCCAUCCCGAAAGUAUUCUCUCAGCAGAUGGCCGCGUCAUGAUCAAGAACUUCCUUCACAUGCAAGGCGGGACCUGGGCGGAAAAUGAACAGCUUCAAAAAGAAUCACAAGCCGCCAUUGUUAAAAAUAAUAUCGACGAGAGGCCCUCCCCAAUCCCAAUCGCUCCAAAGAAAAACAACAUCCUACAGCAAAUAUACGCCCGUCGGAAGGAAGCCGUAGCAGCCCAAAAAGAGAUCCCGUCUCAACGUCUAUCGGAUCUUGAAGCUGCCUAUGAGUUAAACGCUGCUCCUCCUCAAAUCUCAUUUGUCGACCGCCUUCGCCAAAGCCCAUUCGAUAUCUCUCUCAUGGCUGAGAUUAAGCGAGGGUCACCUUCUAAAGGCAUUUUUGCCCUGGAAAUUGAUGCGCCGUCGCAGGCAAAGAAGUAUGCUCUUGCAGGGGCUAGCGUCAUCUCCGUUCUUACAGAGCCAGACUGGUUCAAAGGCAGUAUCGAAGAUCUACGCGCCGUAAGGCAAGUGCUGGAUAGCAUGCCCAACCGACCAGCUGUGCUUCGGAAGGAGUUCAUCUUUGAGAAAUACCAGAUUCUCGAGGCACGACUUGCUGGUGCUGAUACCGUCCUUUUGAUCGUUAAAAUGCUAGAUGUGGAUCUCCUCACGCGAUUACAUAACUACUCGCUAUCCCUCGGCAUGGAGCCCCUCGUGGAGGUGCAAAACGCAGAAGAGAUGGCAACAGCAGUCAAGCUAGGCUCUAAGGUCAUCGGCGUCAACAAUCGCAAUCUCGAAUCAUUUGAAGUCGACCUUAGCACCACCAGCAGAUUACGCAGCUUGGUGCCCAAGGAGACUAUUAUAUGUGCACUUAGCGGCAUUAAUACUCACGAGGAUGUCAUAGCUAACCAUAAGGAUGGGGUCAACGCCAUCUUGGUUGGUGAAGCUAUCAUGCGUGCCCCAGACGCGUCGCAAUUUAUUCAACAGUUAUGCGCUGGCCAAACUACCGCACAACAAAAACUCAAACCUGAGUCUCUCCUUGUUAAGAUAUGUGGUACACGUACUCCCGAGGGCGCACUGGCAGCUGCUGAGGCCGGCGCGGAUCUAAUCGGCAUGAUCCUCGUACCGGAACGGAGGCGCACCGUAACCGACGACGCCGCAAAGGCCAUCUCCAAAGCCAUCCACGACUUUUCCCGCCCUACCCCCACGCCAUCUUCAAACCCCACCAUCCCAACCAACAUCGCCAGUGACUUCUUCGCUUCGGCGUCACGUAAACUAUCAUCUCGCAGCCGCCCGCUACUAGUCGGCGUAUUUCAAAACCAGUCGCUAGACGAGAUCCUCGAGUUGCAGCAGCGGUACAGUCUCGAUGCUGUACAACUUCACGGUCGCGAACCGGUCGAAUGGGCCCGUGCCAUUCCGGUGCCGGUGCUACGGCGGUUCUCGCCUGGUGAGCCCGGGAUCGGUGCUCGUGGCUAUCAUGCCGUUCCGCUGUUCGACUCCGGGUCCGGUUCCGGACAGUUGCUGGAUGCAGUUGAUAUCAAGGCUGCCCUAGCACGCGAUGCUGAAUUGCGAAUAAUUCUCGCAGGUGGCUUAGGCCCCGAGAACGUCGCAGACGUAGUAAAGGCCGCGGGUGAAGACGGUACGAGGAUCUUAGGUGUUGAUGUGAGCAGUGGUGUCGAGGGUAGUGAUAGCCAGCAGAGUUUAGAUAGGAUACGAGAUUUCGUCAAGACGGCAAAAUCAAUUAGAUAGAAGUUGUGGGUUUAAAAAAGCUAUAGAUGUCACGUCGCAAUGAUGAUGAAUGAUGACGAGAAAGAAGGACGAGUAAUGGAUGGAUUUCAUAAAGCAUCACCAUUGUUAUUUUUAUUGUCAUCAUUGUGACCAUUUGAGAACUAGGAAUCAUAAGCGUAACCUCGUCGAUUCGUAAACCC
Hypoxylon trugodes is the source of this 2620-nucleotide messenger RNA. Its product is annotated as indole-3-glycerol phosphate synthase-domain-containing protein. Gene Ontology annotation, molecular function: indole-3-glycerol-phosphate synthase activity; anthranilate synthase activity; phosphoribosylanthranilate isomerase activity. NCBI's taxonomy places the organism in Eukaryota, Fungi, Ascomycota, Sordariomycetes, Xylariales, Hypoxylaceae. The record is from RefSeq and is a predicted model, not a curated record. Gene Ontology annotation, biological process: L-tryptophan biosynthetic process. The transcript has 2 exons. The coding region runs from base 120 to 2441 and encodes 773 amino acids. Gene Ontology annotation, cellular component: cytosol.